CACCAUCCUCCGACGAUCUCUCCUUUUGACUUCACUUCAACUUGUCGCGCAGUCCUCUCCUCCUCUUUGCUCCUUCCCUUUUCCCUCUCAAAAACCUCAAGCGAACAAUCAAUCGUCGUUUCCACUGCCAUAAAUACGACAAUAUCAGUCUACUCCCACCCCCCGCCCCAUACCAGGAAAGCCAAGUUCAGGCGAGGCUUCACUGCAUAAUCGACCGCUUUUCGGAUCAUCCAGCCUCUUUCCCUUGAACGACAAUAUGUUUGGCUUCGGACGUCUGGGUCAUAUUGUGUUUGACCUUCUAGCCAUAUCUACUAUUUUAGCCGGGGUCAAGAAAUCAACUGGCUAUUCCAUCCAGACGUCUCUUUUUACAGACACCGCCAUCCGUUCUUUCAUCGAUUCUUACCUUUCAGUAGGGGAGACAGUAUUUGGAAUGCUCAGCGGGUAUGCUGUCAACUCUCGGUAUUUUAAAAGGAAUAUUGAGUGAAAAGGAAUAUUGAGUGAACGGAAUAUAUGGCCUGCAGAGUUAUCUGAGGCGAGAAGAAGAACGUAGCUGGGUUAAGCAGGCUCUUCCAAAAGAACGUGGAAUUGGAUUAAUCCAGCUCUGUUGUUGUACGUAGUGUGUAUUUAUUAUAUCAUCAUGAGAAAAUGCGCAGUUACUAGCCGCAUAGGAUGAAGUUUUAUCUGUCGUCAUGAUUAUCCGGACAUGGAGUAGCUCAACACGUGCAUCACAACAAAUAAUUGAAUACAUAACAUUGUGUUCACUUAUCAGUGGAGCUAUCGAGACGAGGUGCUCUCGUCAUCUGAUAUAACGAUGCUAUUUCUAUCUCCUAUCUCAGACGUUGAAGCGCUGUUGGUAUUUUCGGUAGG
This is a messenger RNA of Cryptococcus deneoformans JEC21, 867 nucleotides long. RefSeq names its product expressed protein. The record is from RefSeq and is a predicted model, not a curated record. Bases 257 to 484 code for a protein of 75 amino acids. The transcript has 2 exons. Gene Ontology annotation, cellular component: cytoplasm. Lineage: Eukaryota; Fungi; Basidiomycota; Tremellomycetes; Tremellales; Cryptococcaceae.